This is a messenger RNA of Rotaria sp. Silwood2, 276 nucleotides long. NCBI's taxonomy places the organism in Eukaryota, Metazoa, Rotifera, Eurotatoria, Philodinida, Philodinidae. The record is from the annotation of a GenBank genome assembly.
AUGCUUAUAUCAACCGCCUUUGGCAAUGCCGGUACAAAAGCGAAUCAAAUACCGUCUGCUGCAUAUCUUAAUAAUGAUAAUCCAAAUUUAGUUGUAAGUGGAAAUCAAGCAAAUCAAUAUCAAGAAGCAGGUGAUAAUACUAAAGCAGACAAUAGACUACAUUUGAAGAACGAUAUUGAUGAUGAAAAAAUCUAUCCAAUAUACGAAGUCCUAAUAAUGCUUAUAUGUGUAUCAAUCCAUCACUCUUAUCAUUCGAAAAACAAAUAUUUACCUUGA